AUGGAAAUAAUUAAAAAACAAUUAUUUGACUCUUUAAAUAUUGUUGGUAAUGAUCCAACAUUUAUUGAAAUGUCAAAUAAACAAAAAUACAGAAUAAAAAAGAAAAAUAAAAAUGAUAGCGAUGAAAGUAAUGUAGAGAUAAUUAAAUUUAGUUUCAAAGAGUUUUUCGAAUGGUUACCAAAUAAAGAUCACGAGGAAUUGUUUUCAUUAUUAAGAGAUAAUAAAUUUGUACCGCUUAUUGAUGAAGAAUUAUUAAUACCAGUUACAAAAGAUCAAAUGGAUAUUGUUGACGAAACAUCAGUAAAGAUACAGCAAAAAGUAUUGUUUCAGUCUCUAUACACAUUAAAUGGUGUAGUAACAGUAUUAUCAAAUUUUUUAAAGACAAUAGUUGACCAAAGUAGCAAAAAGAAAAAUAAACAUCAGGAUUCAAAUGCUCAAAUUCAAAAUUUUUCAGAUUCAAUAUUUCAAUUAUUAUCGAUGCUUCAUGGUGAAAAUAUUAUCGAUGAAGAUACAAUUUAUUCAAAAGAAACAGUUUUAAAAUUACAAAAAAUUUAUUUAAAUAUUUCAAAUGAUGUUUCAUUAUGUUUAGAGAUAUGGAUAAAGAAUAAGAAAGCCAACUUUCAUGAACUUGUACCACAAACACUCAGUUUUUUAUUAUUUAAAUCGUUUUCAAGUGGUAUAGUUGCCGAUAUUACAAGAUUAAAUGAAGUUAGACAUGGUUUAUUAACUUUAGAUUACAAAAGUCCAGAUAUCGAGUCUUUUUUAACAACUUUGGUAUCAUGUUUCACAUUUCCACAAUUCACCAAAACUGAUGAAGGCAAAAAGUUUUUAACAUUUCUAUUUUCAAUCAAUACAAGUCUUAUAGAGCAAAUUCAUAUUACCGUCAAAUCACAGUUGUUAAAUGCAAAGAAAUCCGAUCGUGACAAUUAUGCCGAAAUGUACUUUAAAACAUGGAAAACAUCACAAAAUCAAAUAUUACUAAAGGUUGAAUAUUUUUGCAUCCAAAAUUUAAUCAAUACCGCAGUUCAUGCUAGUGAUAAAAAACUUUUUAAAAAUUUAUUUGGUUUUCUUCAUUAUUUCCACAAUCAAAAGGUAUGCAAAGAAGUCGAUCCAAUGUUGUUACGUCUUUACGAACCAAUUCUUUUUAGAUCAUUGAAAGCACCUAAUGCAACUGUCCGUACCAAUGCUACCCAUCUAUUCAUCGAUGCUUUUCCAUUAAAAGAUAGUGAUGCCGCCCAAGAAGAAACUGAUGAACUUUUAAAUAAACAAUUUCAAAUGAUCCAUGAGCUCUUAUUUGAUCCAGCUACUUCGGUGCGUGUUGCUGCUGUCAAGGGCACAUUUGUUUUAUUAAGCAAAUUUUGGGAAUUAGUACCAUUAACUGUUUCACGUUCAUUGCUUUCAAAACUAAUCAAUGAUUUGGCAUUCGAUAAAUCAUCCAGCGCAGUUAGAGAGACGGUUUUCGAUGGUAUUCGUAUAUUAUUGGAUAAUAGUUUAUCACACAGUACUCUUAAAGUUCUUUUACCAAACUUAAAGAACCUCAUUCAUGAUUCAUCAGAUCGCGUAAGAGAGGCAUUUACAGAUCUCUUAUUAUUCAUCAAGGGUAUUUCAACUAUUCGUUUCUUUGAUGUAGUAUCUGUAGACAACUUAGUUGAAAGAAUGGUUUUAGAUUUCAAGAAUACUAAUAUCUCAAAGAAAUAUACCCAAUUAAUCGUCGAACUAUAUUUCCCAGAAGAUGCCAAAAAGUGGGACCUAUUAAACAAUUGUAUAAGUUUUAUUAAAAAGAAAAAAGAAGCUUCAUUCACAUUUUAUUCAAAUCUAAUCUAUUUCAUACGACCACAAUUAGUAUCUAAAUUUGUUUGCUCAUUAUUUGACUACCUCGUUAAAUUUACAAGUAGAAGAACCGCUGCUGAAAUCCCAUUAAAAAUUCAAUCAACUAAAAAAAUUAAAGAGAAUAAUGAUGACGAAGAAGAAGAGGAAGAAGUUGUAGAAAUUUCAGUCGAAGAUAUUGAAGCAGUUUUAGAAAUUAUUGCCUUGUUAUUAAAAUCAUUAUCACCAUUGUUUGAAAUGGAAAAGUUCCAAAAGACCAAAGAAUCAAUGUUAAAAAUUUUCAAUGAUGAAAAUCUUGCAACUAUUUAUUGUUGGUUUUUCCAAGAUAUUGUUGUACCAGAGGGCGCUAGUAUUAUUAUGAAAAUAGUUUCAUACUUUUCAUUAGAAAACUUCCCAGCUCUUAAAGAAAUCUUAUUACAAAACUUUCAAGAGACCGAUUCAACAUCAGCCAAUGUUUUACAAGAGAAUUUAUUACAAAGUUUAUUCUCCCAGGGUACUCAAAAAAAUACAUUGGAUAUUAUAAUUGGCAAUAUUAAUUUACCAUUAGAGAAACUAUAUGAAAAAGAAAUUGAUUUAAAUGAAACCCAAUUAGAUGAUGACGAAGAUGACAAAGAAGAAGAAGAGGUUUCAUUAUCAAAGAGAAAAAGAGACUCAAAGAAAAAGAAAUCAACAAAAGAAAAGAAAGUAAAAGAGUCAAUAGAACCAACUGAUGACGAAAACAGUUUUGAAAAAAUUUGCGAAAAAGCUUUGGUUUCAAUUUCACAAUUGGACUUUUUAUUCAAAAAUCAAAAUACAAGAAAUAAAAUACUUGGGGAAGUCGAAUGCUAUCAAGAUUUACUUUUUGCCUUUUUAAGCUAUAUGCCAAUAAUUAAAGAGAAAUUGCUUUUAGAUUCAAACAUUAAAACUGAAGAUCAACAAAAAGAUGAUGAAGAAGAGGAGGAAAAAGAAGAAAAAGAAGAUGGUGCCGAAGAAGAAGAGAAAAAAGUUAAUAAGUUUUAUUUAAAGAAAUUGAAUAAAAGUUUAUUAAUUUCAAUUUUCACAAUGUAUAUAAAAACAAUGUACCAUAGUGAAGUUUAUAAUAAAGACUUGGAGCAAGAUUCUGGUUAUUUCAACGACAUCAUCGAAUUUGGCAGUAAACAAGUCGUACCAGUUUUAGAAGAGUUUUUAAAGAAUUAUAAAGUUACCAAUAAAAGAAGAAGAACCAACGAAAUUAUUGAUAGUGAUAAUGAAGGUGAUGAAAACGGAGAUAGCGAUGAUGAAAAGCAAGAGUUCACAUUAAAGAAUGAUAAACCUUUUGUUUUAGAAAUGUUGGAAAUCUAUCUUUUUGUAAUGACUGAAAAUGUAACAUUUGGUUUAUGCUCAUCACAAACAUGUUUACAAUACAAGGAUGAAAUCACUAAAAUUUUAAAUAUAACCAAGGGUGCAGAUAUUUUCAAAAGUAUAAUUCCAAUCGUUUCAAAAUUUGUUUAUCAAAUUUACAAUUUUUCAUUCAUUGGUUACUCUGAACUUUCAGUCAAGUCUUAUGAACUAUUAAAACUAUUAUUUGAAUAUAUCGAUAGUAAUCCAGCAAUUAAAAAUCAAUAUUAUAAUCAACAAUAUAGCAAAUUAAAAUUACAACAACAACAGGCUUUUAGAUUGGGUGACUACUUAUCAUUACAUCAUCAAAAAGGUCAAUUGGAUACAAUCACUAAAUUAUUAAUUGAACAGCUAUUCAAAGAAUUCUCAAAGCAUAUAAAUAUAUCACCUGAAAAGGACGAACAUUUAGAGGUUAUCGACGAUAUCAAAGUUUUAUCACCAUCCAAUCAAUUAAUUGUAAAUUAUUUAUCAAAGAACACAAACUGUAUAGCUCAAAUUUCAACAUUUUUAAAUUCAUUUGUACAUAGCCAAUCUAUGAAUCAAAAUUCAAUUUAUUUUACAUUAAAUUUAAUUUCAAUUUUAGUAAACAAUAAUAUAAGUUCAAAAGUUGAUAUUUCACCAUUACAAAGUAUUUUAAUUGAUUUUGUUUCAAAAUUACCAAGUUUUGUUUAUACCAACGAAGAAGACGAAGAAGAAGAGGAUGAAGAGGAUCAACAAGAUGAAACCCUCAAACAAUUAAAAAAUAAAACCAUUUCAAAAAUUAAAUAUUCAAAUUUAUUAUCCAUUUCAAAUGAUUUAUUAAAUAUUACAACAAAAGAAAAAGCUAUAGAAAAAAAACCAACUGUACAAAAAGAAAAGGCAUCAACAAUAGAAAAAGAUAAAAAAGAUAAAAAAGAUAAAAAAGAUAAAAAAGAUAAAAAAGAGAAAAAAGAGAAAAAAGAGAAAAAAGAAAAAUAA
Molecule: messenger RNA, 4140 nt
Organism: Dictyostelium purpureum
Lineage: Eukaryota; Evosea; Eumycetozoa; Dictyosteliales; Dictyosteliaceae
Exons: 4
Coding region: 1-4140 (1379 amino acids)
Biological process (GO): mitotic sister chromatid segregation
Cellular component (GO): nucleus; condensin complex
Source: RefSeq, a predicted model, not a curated record